ACUCGCCACAGCCAGCUUCUAAUAAAAGAACUGUCCCGACUAAGAGAGGAAAAAAGACACGUAGAUUUCUUACUGAUCUGCAAGGAGAACAAAACGUAUUGUCGUAAAGUCGUUCUGGCCAUAUUUUCGCAAAGGGUAUAUGAUGUUUGUUUGGGAUCGCUUUUAACUGAACUGAACACAAAGGAAAAUGCAGAUUAUCUAAUAGAGAAGCUCUAUAAAGCGUCAUAUGACGGCAUGGAAGGCGAUGUCUUUGAAUUUGUCAACAAAAUAGCUAAACCUGCAGAUGAACUCGACAUUAAGUUUCUUAUUAAAUCCAAAAAAGUUACAUCUUGGGAAGACAUUGAGCGGGAAAGGCUAAGAGUAUUUUCAAAACAAAUGAUAGAAUUUUGGAAGAAAGAAAAAUUUACAGAUGUAGUCUUACAGGUUAGUGGAAAGGAAUUCGGAUGUCAUAAAGUCGUUUUGGCGGCCAUGUCUCCUUACUUUGACGCCAUGUUUUUGUCUGGCAUGAAGGAAACUGGAAAAAAUGCUAUUGAACUGCAUGGAUUUGAUAAGAAAACAGUUGGAAAGAUAAUAGAAUAUAUCUACACAGGAGAAUGCGCCAUUGACAAUAAUAACGCUGAUUUUAUAUUCACAGCGUCCGUGUACUUUCAAGUUAAACCACUACAAAGAUUAUGUGAGCGAUUUCUUGCUUCUCAUAUAGACUUAGAUAAUUGUAUUGAUUUACUAAGGUUGGCAGAAUCAUGCAGUUGUGAAAUUCUAAUAAACGAUGUCACGAAUUUUAUGAAGAAAACUAUCGUGAAAUCAUUUCGAAAUCGAUCUUUCGCAAAACUCAACUACGAGACACUAGUAAGAUUAGUAUCAAGCGACGACUUGAUAGUUUCUGAGGAGAUUCAUGUUUUAGAUUUGAUUCUUCAAUGGUUUGAUGGCCAGGACAGUAAAGACGAAGGGACUCUUCUAUCUCUAAUGGAGCAUAUUGCAUGUUCCCAAAUCAAACUGGAAGUUCUUCAGCACUUCUGUGAAACAAAUAAAUACUUGCAACAAUAUCCCUCGUGCAAAAGAAAGCUACUGGAUGCCGAAAGAGGCAACGCGAACUCAUGUAAAUUCAGAAAUGAUGAAGUAUUACUUGUUGUUAGACCCAACACUUUUUCAGAUCAUGUAGACAUUGUGUGUUACAGUUUGAUGCAAAACAGUUGGUUUUCAUUGAACAAGAUAAUAAAUUACAAAACAGGAGCUAGCCCAGGAGUAUGCUAUCACGAGAAAAAUGUCUUCAUAUCCGGGGGAUCCGGAAAUCUCACAAAUUUCAUCAGGUACGAUUGCCACACAAAUGAAUGGCAGUAUUUGCCACGAAUGAAAUUGGGGCGUUUUGGUCAUUGUAUGUGUGGGACCGAGACAAGCAUAUUUGUUAUUGGCGGGAAAACAAUGUCUCAUGACAGCUUUAACUCCAUUGAGAAAUACAGUUUAGUUGAAAAUAAAUGGUCAGAAGAGGGUAAACUACUUGUUUCAGUUUCGGAUGCCACUUGUGCAUAUGUGGAGUCAAAGAUUUUUGUAUUCGGAGGUUCACAAAAUGCUUUUAGCUUUACUCAUGCCAUUCAGUGCUACGAUAUGAAAACCAAAAAUUGCACCCAAAUAAGCACCUUUCCAAAAGGGGUCCUUACUGGAAUAAUGAGAAUUUGUUGGUGUGAAGACUACUUUUACCAUGUGACUGCAGAAGGAAAAGUUUUACAAUCUAAUAGAACAAAUCCUUGCGCCCCGGAGCCUAGAUACAUAGGGACCAUUCAGAAGCGCCUGAUGAUGUCUGGCUAUUCUGUUGUCUACUACAGAGGAAGUAUUCUACUGGUCAGUGAUACAAAGACUGCUCAGGGAGAGAGUAAGGUCAUUCAGUAUGGGAUAUCGGAAAAUAAACGUUUACUUUGUGAUAUUAAGCAGAUCCCAUUUCCUCCUGAUUCAAACCAGUAUUUUGCGGUCAUUACAAAUAUUAGCAAGAAAUUUUUGAUUUCAAUAGUUAGCUAAUCA
Messenger RNA from Saccostrea echinata, 2013 nucleotides. RefSeq names its product actin-binding protein IPP-like. The transcript has a single exon. Gene Ontology annotation, molecular function: protein binding. The record is from RefSeq and is a predicted model, not a curated record. The coding region runs from base 235 to 2010 and encodes 591 amino acids. Lineage: Eukaryota; Metazoa; Mollusca; Bivalvia; Ostreida; Ostreidae.